GGGGGGCAGCGACGGCGGAGGGGAGAGUACAGGAGGAGAUGUUGACACUCUGCCCCCCCUGAUGUCUCAGACCACUGUGGUGUCUCAGACAGUCACAGAGGAGCAGAAGAACAAGAUCGUCAUCUGGGGGACAGACUCUCAGUGUGACGACCCUGAGCUGGCCGAGUUUGAGAUGUUAGAAUGUCAGGAGCUGGAGGCAUACCUGGUAGAAGAAGAGGAGGAGGAAGAGGAGGUGGUAUGUGUAGGAGUAGGAGUGAAAGGAGGUGCACGGCAGAUCCUCCUGGACCAGCCUGUCUCCAUAGUGGAUCUCGUCUCUGACAGUAAAGAGGGAGGAGGGAGGAGGACUAUUCAACGGGGCUCUGGGGGGCAGGACGCCGUCACCAUGGACUCUGGAGGAACCAGAGGGACGGCGGAGUAUGUGACGAGGACAGAGUUCAGCUCUGAGAAACACGUCUUGGUGUCCCGCCUGUCCACUAUGUUCAGUCCGGAUGGGAGUCUGGUCAGUGCUCUGGACGCCGCUGGACGGACACAGACCACCACCACAGACUCCUGGCACGUCCCCUCUGGACCCUCAGGACCAGACGGGCCCAUCUUAGAGGAUCUCACCCUGGCCUCCCAGUCUUGUUCCACCAUCUCAGACCAGUCCAAGGCCUCUCAGCCAUCCAAACAACCUCAGGCUCCAUCUAAAAGCACAAUACAACGAGCUGACCUCGAUCUAAACCAGAACACAACUGUUAGGUCUGAGAAGGUUGUCGUUCCGGAAGCACAAGUCAGUAACAACGUCGUAGUGGGUCGUUGUAAAUGUCAGCAGAACAUGGAGGAAGAUCAGGGCAAUGAAAAGCACAACCAGAAUCUGGAGCAGAGGUACCAGGAUGGUAGAGGCAGUGAAGGGAAGGCAGCUGAGGAACACCAAGAUGCUAGAGGUAGUGGGGGGAAGGCAGCUGAGGAACACCAAGAUGCUAGAGGCAGUGGGGGGAAGGCAGCUGAGGAACACCAAGAUGCUAGAGGCAGUGGGGGGAAGGCAGCUGAGGAACACCAAGAUGCUAGAGGCAGUGGGGGGAAGGCAGCUGAGGAACACCAAGAUGCUAGAGGUAGUGGGGGGAAGGCAGCUGAGGAACACCAAGAUGCUAGAGGUAGUGGGGGAAGGCAGCUGAGGAACACCAAGAUGCUAGAGGUAGUGGGGGGACGGCAUCUGAGGAACACCAAGAUGCUAGAGUGGGGGAAGGCAGCUGAGGAACACCAAGAUGCUAGAGGCAGCGGGGGGAAGGCAGCUGAGGAACACCAAGAUGCUAGAGGCAGCGGGGGGAAGGCAGCUGAGGAACACCAAGAUGCUAGAGGUAGUGGGGGGACGGCAUCUGAGGAACACCAAGAUGCUAGAGGUAGUGGGGGGAAGGCAGCUGAGGAACACCAAGAUGCUAGAGGCAGUGGGGGGAAGGCAGCUGAGGAACACCAAGAUGCUAGAGGUAGUGGGGGGAAGGCAGCUGAGGAACACCAAGAUGCUAGAGGCAGUGGGGGGAAGGCAGCUGAGGACCACAAGGUUAUUCCCCCUGAUAUGAACCAAAACUCACCUGCCAAGUUAGGCACAAAUGGGAUUCAAUCUGUUGAAACCAGAAGCUUGAAGAAGCUUGGCUCUUUUGAUAAAACCUCAAAGGAACAAGGAUCCUUCGGACAAAGCAUGAGGAAAACGACUUCGUUUGAACCAAGCAUAAAGAAAACAACCGUGUUUGAAAACACCACAAAGAAGUCGGCCUCAUUUGAUAGAAGUUUGAAGAAAGAACCUUUCUUAGAUAGAACGUUGAUGAAAGAGGCAUCCUUCGACAGAACGUUGAGGAAGCAAGGCUCAUUUGAACGCAGCUCCAGUCCUUCUAGCCUGGAUGGGAGGAAGCCUUGGGGUAGCCCAAGCAGGAGCCCCAGCCGCCCCGCCACCCCUCCCUGGUCCCCCAGGAGACCAGCCCCCUCCUCCCCCGCCAAGACCAGCUCCAGACCCCCCUCCUCCACCUCUCCAGCCAAGGCCAGCAACCAAGCCUCCAGCCAGGACCGCAGCGACUCCCCACAGAGGGGUACCACCAGUGGCCUCAAAGCACCUAGUAAGGUAUGUGUAAUCAGCAGCAUCCCCAAACCCAUCUCCCCUCAGCCACCUGCGGACCCUAGGAGGGCCUCUCCUCACAAACCCAAACCCGCCCGUCCAAAGAUCAUCACGUACGUCCGUAAGACCCCCCAGGUGAAGUCCCAGGGGACGGAGGUUGACCCAAAUGAAGCCUUGACACUCCCUCUCCGCCUGUCCUCUCCCCACCCCAGCCCUCCUACAGCCCACAGGAAGCCCCACAAGACAGGGCCCCAUUCUAAGGCCUCACAGGUGCUCUGCUCCUCUAAUAUACUAUUUGAUAAGUACCGGCAGGAGAUGCAGAAGGCAGGACACUUUCCCCCGGGUACCGGCAUGACGUCGCUGGGCAUCAAACCUCCCAGCCACCCUCCUCCUCACAACCUCUCUUUGAACUCUGAGAGCGUUCAUGGGGAACUGUCUGACAGAUACAUGCCUGAGCUGGCUCCAACACCUUCACAGCUGGCUCCCCAGGAGGGGACAGGCCUCUACCGUUCCCCCAGGCCCAGAGGGCCCCAGCUGGGGUUAGGGGCCGUCACCCGGCAGCCUGCUGCAGCCAAGAACAGGACUAUGUUCCAGGGCCAGACCGGUCAGAGGUCAGGGGUCGUGACCCUCAGCCAUCCAGGACAGCAACAGGCACCGCCAGGGAACAACCAGGGAAACCACGACUCCACAGCAGACCAGAGGACGCCAGGUCCAGAGACCACCGUGGCCAGGACCCUGCUGCCUAAACCGGGUCAGUCUCGUCUGCGACCCCCAGGCUUCUCGGCCUUGCCACCUGCCCGUCUGGUCGCCUUCGGCUUUGUACGCAGCUCCAGUGUCUCCUCGGUUUCCAGCAACCAAACGACAGUGAGCAACCACAGCGACCCCUGCCGACCCUCCCAACAAGGUGAACCUUCGCCCCAGUCUGAGGUCCUGAGCGCUCUGAAGCAGGUUUUUAUCAAGGAUCUCCAGAGCAGCCCCCAGCCCCCAACGCCCCUGCCCUCCCGCCGCUCCGUGCUGCCCCCGGCCCGGGUCUCUCCCACAGUCCGAGGUAGACCAGCAGAUCGUGGUGGUUCAGGGUCAGGGGUCGGAGGUCAGGAGUGUGAGCGUGCCCUGGUGCAGAAGCUGAGAGAGCGCUGUGAGGACCAGGCUCGACAGCUCCUGUCUCUGCAGGCUGAACUGAAGAAGGCUUCUCUUGGACUAGAGGUGUUUGCCAUUACUACACAGCACUUCUGCCACAAGAGUGAGAGUGCCAUCCUGAAGGAGAGGGAACUGUCCCUGGAGCUUGCCAGGAUCAGGGAUGAAGUGGCCUCAAGUGUGUCGCGGUGGGAGAUUCUGCAGCAGGACAAGGGGGAGUUGGAGCGGAGGUUUGAGCGGGAGCUGGAGGGUCUGCGUGCCCAGCAGCAGAGUGAGCUGGGCCGGCUGGAGGAAAGACUGAGGCAGUAUCACAGCCUAGAGAUACAGCGCCUGGAGGCCCAACGACAGGAGCAGCUGGAGAGACUGAGGACACAGCAGCUGGAGCAGAUGGAGGAGGUGACGGAGAACCAUGAGGAAGCUCUGACUGAAAUGGAAAACAACCACAAUGACACACUGGUCACUCUCAAGGAGGAGCAUGCCAGGACUGUCAAAAACCUGAAGAUGGCCCAUGAGCAGCAGAGGAAGUCAUUGGAAGAGGACUUUGAGAAGCUCAGACUGUCGCUGCAGGACCAGGUGGACACACUAACCUUUCAGAACCGCAGUCUGAGAGACCGAGCCAAGCGAUUUGAGGAGGCUCUACGCAGGAGCACCGACGAACAGAUCGUGGAUGCUCUGGCUCCAUACCAGCACAUUGAGGAGGAUCUGAAGAGCUUGAAGGAAGUUCUUUUAAUGAAGAAUCAACAGAUCCACGAACAGGACGUCAAGAUCUCUGAGCUGGAGAGAAUGCAGGCCCAAAAGAACGUGUUCCUGGAGGAAAGGGUGCAGAUGUUACAGCAGCAGAAUGAAGACCUGAGGGCCAGGAUAGACAAGAACCUAGCCAUGUCCAGACAACUCUCGGAAGAGAACGCCAACCUCCAGGAGUCAAUGGAGAAGGAGAGCAACGAGAAGAAACGCUUGAGUCGGAACAACGAGGAGCUGCUGUGGCGUCUGCAGAGCCCUCACAUGUCCCCCACCGGCUCCCCCAUCCACCGAGGCUCUCCCAUCCUCCACUCCUCCAACACCUCCUCCCCUGGUCACCACCGUUCCUCCGCUGGCCCUGGGUCACCCGCACGACCACACUCCUACCACCAAUGAGACGUCUCUCCUCAAUGCCUCCCCAUCGUCUCCAUCUCCCUAAUCUCCUUUUCCAGAUGAGGAGGUAGAUGAUGGAAGAGCAUUUCUUCCUCCCACUACAUCCCCUCAUCCAUCCACUGACUUCGUCCAUUCACUGACUUCGUCCAUUCACUGACUUAAUCCAUCCACUGACUUCAUCCAUCUGCUUACUUCAUCCAUUUAUUGAUUUCAUCCAUCCACUGACUCCUUCCAUCCACUGACUUCAUCCAUCCACUGACUCCGUCCAUCCGCUGACUUCAUCCAUUCAUUGAUUUCAUCCAUCCACUGACUUCAUCCAUCCCCUGACUUCAUCCAUCCCCUGACUUCAUCCAUUCAUUGAUUUCAUCCAUCCACUGACUUCAUCCAUUUAUUGAUUUAAUCCAUCCACUGACUUCAUCCAUCCAUUGACUUCAUCCAUUUAUUGAUUUCAUCCAUCCACUGACUUGUCUUGGGAAGUCUCUCUCCCUUUUUUUUAUAUGGAGGACGGAGGAACCUCUUCUUCUACCCACAACGUCUCUCCUUCCAUCCAUUCAUCCCUGGAACUCUGGGACUUUUCAUCCAUAAUUUUCCUCUUUAAUUUUUAUUCUCUUUCUUCAAUCAACGUUCUAUCCCGACGAGGGAGAAAUAUGUCUCCAUCCAGUCAACUCAGAAACAUUUUCCCCCCUUAGUGCAUAUUAGUGUCCCUAUCUAAGGAUAGUUGGCUUCGAUGCUGACCAGACCCGUUUGGGGGGGUUCAGUUUAGUAUCUCUGAGGUGAACGACCCUCUGUCUGUAAAACUUGCCCAGGUCCAAUGUUCCACUACUAGAUGGAUAUAGACACAGGCCAAGGCAACACAUCUGUGUGACAAAUUCUGAAGUGACAGAAUGUGUUUCCCAAGUAAGGACUGAGGACAGAGCUCCCCUCCAUCCCAUCUUGUUUGUUAUCUCCGACCUUCACGUAUUGUAAUAUCACAAGGUCUGUGCUCUCGAACCACGGAGGUUUUGAAAUGUAGGAUUUUUUUUGGUUUUUAACCCGUCUCUCUAUCAAAAAACACGCUGAUGCCCCUCCCCUUUAUGAAUUCUAUCAAGCAGACAGACUGAUGUAGAAGAAGGACUCUCUCCGCCAUUUUGGAUCUCAUGGUGCCUACAGUAUCUCUCUCCAUGUAUUUACCUCCAACUGUAUCUUCAGCUUACUGGUCAGAAACGCAACAAUGAAUACAAGAAGCGCCUUCGCUGUCCUGCCUUUACUGUCUGCCUUCUGUAUUACAGUAGGCAGGUCUCACACCAGCAAUAUCCUU
Molecule: messenger RNA, 5648 nt
Organism: Oncorhynchus masou masou (cherry salmon)
Lineage: Eukaryota; Metazoa; Chordata; Actinopteri; Salmoniformes; Salmonidae
Gene: mtus2b
Product: microtubule associated tumor suppressor candidate 2b
Cellular component (GO): nucleus; cytoplasm
Molecular function (GO): microtubule binding
Source: RefSeq, a predicted model, not a curated record